GAGAGGUGGCGGUGCCGUUUGACGCGUGAACGCGGAGUGGGAAUAGACGGGGCUCGCGUUCGCGAGCCGAGCCGAGCCAAGCCGAGAGCCGUGUGCGCUGCCGGACCGUAGUAGCGUGGAGCAGCGCGACAUUGGCUUUUAGCGGUGGCGCGGCCCGUGCGUGCCAUAACGGCCACUGCCGGACACGACAGGAUCCAGUAGUACAGUAGUAGUGCGUGUUCGUUUACAAGAUGGCAGACGACGGUCCGUCCGCGGCGGAGGACGCGACCGCGACCGCGGCGGUGGCGGCGACGAGCGAACCGGGGGACGGUGAUUCUCGCGUGACGAGGGAGCGGCACAAACGCGCGGACGCCACCACGCCGAUCGCGACGCCUCCGAUUCCGGGUCAAGACGCUUCGUCCGCGAAGCGCGGCCACGAGGACGCGUUUUCGCGCGAGUCUUCGAUCGACGAUCAUUAUCGUUCGCCCCACGAUCGCCGCGUCCAUCACCGUCAUCAUCAGCAUCAUUCACCUCGUCAUUCUUACCAUCAUCCACCGCCACCGUCUCAUCAUUAUCAUCAUCAUCAUCAUCAUCACCACUUUAAUCCCCAUCGCCAUCACCUUAGCAAUCAUCGCGACAACGAUAGCGAUCGCGUCGGCGGCAACCACGACGGUGGUGGUAGUAGUAGUAGUAGUGGUGGUGACGAUUCGUCGUCGUGCGUCGACGCGACUGGGACAGCCGCGAGUGACGACGAGAAGAGCGGCAGCGGCAGCGGCAGCGGUGGCGUCGGCAUCGGCGUCGGCGUCGACGGCAGUGGCAGCGACGACGGCGGCGGCAGUGGCAGUGUCGGUCUGUAUCGUCGCGACGAUGUUAGGAUCGAGGUAGUCCGUAGCGUCGUGUCCGAGGACGACGACGACGACGAGGACGACGACGGGGACGGCGACGACGACGACGACGAUUAUUACGACGGCAGCGGCGGCGUCGAUAGUGACCGCGACGGUGAUAGUGGUGGCAGGAGAAAUAAUAUUAGUGCUAGUAAAAGUGGUGCUGGUGGUGUCGCGCUAAUCAUGACCGGUGGUAAUAAUAAUAACGCGGCGACCGACUCGUCGUCGUCGUCGCCGCGACGCUCGAGCGCGGACGGCGCGCCGGAAGUGAACGACCGCGAGGAUCGCGACGGCGGCAGGAGGAGAGCGAGCGUCGCCGUAGUCGCAACGACGACGAGGGAGGCGAAGCCGAUGGCGGAACAAGAGACGCGAGCGCUCGGCGAGGACGCCGCCGCGGCUACGAAGACGGACCAGGGCAGCCCGUUCAAGGGACAGGUUAGGAUGGCCGAGGAUACCCUCGUAGGACCCUGCGGCAAGAAGCGGUGCGCCGAUCGAUACGACAGCUCCGAGAGCUCUGACAGUGGCGUCGCAGUAUCUUGCGGAGAAUGCAGCAGCAGCGGCACCAGCGAUAUCACGGAACCGGGCUCGCCGUGCAGCACCAGCAGCGACGAAGGGGUAGCCGCGUUACGCGGCACGUCCGCCAGUCCGUUGCUGCCGACCCUGCCCAAGCUGGCGCCUUCGUCGCAAAUCAACACCAGGCCCCAGUGGCCCUGGACCCCGCCGUUGGCGGCGACCGCCUGCUCAACCACCUCGUACAAGAGGCUGAGGGGCGAGCCCGAGGCUGGCGCCCUUCCGCGCUCCGGUGCCGCCGAUCCCACCUCCAGGGGUGCCGUCAAGACGAACGGAAAGGCCGGCCAGCAUCAUCACGAGUCCCAGGGCAAGAUUACGGAGUACUUUAAGACGCAGAUCAAGCCGCAGCAGCCGAAGGUCAAGAAAACGAGCGAGAUGCUAGUAGCGAAGAGUUCGUCGGAAUUUCGGAGGCCACCUACGGUGCAAAGGAACAAGGGUGGGCUCGCUAAAUAUCUGGGCAAUGCCAUAUCAUCUAAUCGCAACACCUCGACUAACGACUGGGAAACGAGAACGUUAUCGCCAUCGGCGACCGCGAAAAAGCCGCCGCUGGUUGUCGCACCGAGGGCCAAUAGUAAAUUGGACAAAAAACUGCCGAAGACGCUGCCAAGCUUGCCAAUCUCGAACGAUGUACUGAAGAAUCUGUCCAAGAUCUCAUCCCUGAGGUUAACUUCGGAUGCGAGUAUCAACACGGCCAAAUGCAGCUCUCCACCUGCUAUCGCUACCCCGUCGCUACUAGGAGAACCUAUGCCACUGGACUUCAAAGGUUGCAUCCUGUCGAAACCGCACGUAAACGAGAACAACAAUUUGACGAGCAGCUGUAAUGGUAUGUUAGGCACGUUAAGGUCGCAAGGCGGUCGCGAUUCACCUAUUUCGAGGCUAUCCUCACCAACGAAGGAAGACACCAAGGAUAAGGGUGCACAACCAACGCCGGUCGACGAAGAUGACAUAGAUGAGGAAGAUUCCCGAAGCAGCGAAUCGAAACCGUCAUUGUCUCCCAUCCUCUCGGCACCCACUACUAUUCGAUUUCCGGCGCAAGCACCUGAGAAGGAUAGAGCGCAGACUACCGAUAGCGGGAUCUGUCGCUGGGAUAAGUGCGAAGUCAGCUUCGAAUCUGUGGGCGGUCUUCUGGAACAUUUACAGGCUGCGCACAUCAACACGCAAACAGGUGGUGACAAUUUCGUUUGCCAGUGGCAGGGUUGUAAGGUGCAAGGAAGAACCUCCUGUUCUCGCCGAUGGCUAGAAAGACACGUUUUGUCUCACGGUGGCAAUAAACCCUUCCGAUGUAUCGUCGACGGUUGUGGUUGCAGAUUCAGUUCUCAGACCGCACUCGAGAGGCACGUAAAUAGUCACUUUAAUCAACCAGAAACAAGUAGUAGCAACGGAAGACGCAGUUGCGAAAAUGGCGGCAAACUCGUUAGAAGGAAUGGCAAGAAGCUUAGAUAUAGGCGACAACCUUGGUCUGCGAGAUUUUUCGAUUAUUUUGACUCGGGAGUGAUGGAAGGUCUUCAACAUAGACUACAAGAACUAGCAGCAUCGAGAACGCAGGGGCGACUAGCUGAGACGCCAGGAAACUCGAUGGCACUAACUAGUCAAGUUUUAGCGAGGAGAGUUGAGUCGGACGGAAAGACAAAAGUACUGCUGCGAUGGCAUCCCCAAGAUAUAGAACCGGACGAAUGGGUACUAGAAUCCGAAGUACAAAGAACGAAGCAUGUAGAUAUUCGCAAGGUGGCCACCAGUCAUUCGGAAGAGGUGAGUUUGGCUCUCUAUCCAGCGGUAAGUGGUCGCGCGCCACCGACGACGCGAGUGAAGCAACGUCGAAAACCAGUGAAAAAUUCGUGAUAAUGUCGGCCAAUCAACCGGAUACCAGAACUGAUCUAACCUGAGCGCUUACACUUGAACCAGAGAGGAAGAACAGAGUGCUGCUGAUUGACACGAGCAGGACACGAUGUAAACUCUUCCUGGUCGGUGAAGACGAAGGCCGCCGCCAAUGCGACCUGAAAAUACCCGAAUGUAUCGAGAAACGGAGCGCACGUUUAGAAGAUAUCUAAUCUAGGAGAACGACCAAUUCUGCGAAUCCAGAUCGAUUAGAACAUAAGAAGCGAAGAAAGGAGAAAGUCACGUGAAAGAUAAUAAGUUCAGAAUGAAUCGGAUAGCGUACAGUGUAACUAGCGAUAAGAAAAAAGGAGGAUAUAAUACAACUAGAGGAAGGAUAUAAUACAAAAGAGGGAUAUGAUCAUCCGUCCCCUGUUUGAGUCAGACGAGAGCCAUUGCUUUAACGAGGUUGUAACGAGCAUACUCUUCGUCAUCGUUCACACAUUGAAGGAUACAUCUAAUUAAUGCGAUAAAUUCUAUGAUCACAAGUACCUCGCAUAUUUCGAAGUUCGUCGGCCUCGGAAGUGCCAAGUUUGGGCCUCAAAAGUGCCUCAUCGUGGAUACGUUUUGUACCGUUUUCUAUCGCCGAUCAAGAUCCCAAGGAUGUGCGGUAGAAAUGGUAGUAUCGAUAGUCAAAGACAAAAAAGCGAAAAAUGAAGAAAGGAAGCAGUAAAGGAGAAGUUCUUGUAAUUUGGUUUUGCCAAAGGAAACCGAGGGAGUGCACAGACAAAAUGUUUAAGCGGUAGUUACAAUUUAUAAGGAGAUAAUCACUCUGGUGGCCUUAGGAUUCAAUUAAUAUCUAACAUUGGCCCCUUGGUAUUUCCGAGAACUGAUAGUACCUUUACGAUGCCUCGAGAAAAAAAAGAAGCUACUUCUACUUCGAUUUACAACUCGGUAGAAACUCGCGUCGGCUGUCGUCGUACAAUGAUAUGAAGAAGGACACGAGAGGAAGAUACGAAGAAGAGGAUCGUGGACAACGUGAAGCUUGUGACACAGAAGAUUGUAUCGAGGAAUGAGAAAAAAUCGCGGAGGAGGCUUAGGCUGUUAGAUGAGAAUGCGAUAGUAUGAAUGAACAAAUGAGAGAAUGAAAGAGAGAAAGAGAGAGAGAGACUGAAUGAUAUUGCUUCGAACCCGCCGUUUUUUCCCUGAAUGGGGCUGACAGUCUUCAAGCUUGAAAGCUCGGCAUGAAGUUGAAAGAUUGCGGAAUAAUCGGACGACACUUACGCCACCGAGAUUUUUCUCGAGAAUUACUCUUCUUCCUAGAAACGGGACGCGAUGUACAAAACUAAAAAAUUUAGGAAAAGAGAUAGUUAUUUCUCAGGGUUUUGAGGCAAGCGAAUUCUCGUAAAGAGGAUGUCGAGCUUGCCUCGUUUCUGCACCCGAGACGUGUUCGAUUUUUCAUGUACUACAUCGUCGCGUUAUUUUUAUCUUUCUGCUGAGUCUCGCGCGGCAUGUUGACAUACGCUCGUCGCGACUCAAAAGUUUAUUCUCGCGAGAUUUUUAUCAAUCUACUGCCAAUCUAAUGAAGAGAGACGAAAGUAGCUAAACAUGCAGCGCGAUCGCAAUUGAGCUGUUAUCCUCAAAAGGGUAAAUUACGAAGGCUGUGUUACAUUUCCCAUGGAGCUGUUAAAGAAAGAAUGCGGAAGGGAACAUGAACAAAGAAUGCGACUUGCAUCGUGUUCGCGAUUCGCGUAGUAAGCCGUUGCAAUUGCGAGAACGAAGCAAUUCUUUUCGUGACUGCAACUGUUUCUCGCAGCAUCGUGAAGCGAAGCAACAUCCGCGCGCGAAUAUGUAGCGAAUGUGUAGCGAAUAAAGAUUGAUGUAAAUUAGGCUCGUUAAAUUAAGGAGACGGAUAUGUAUCGUGUCGUGUGUGUGUUGAAUGAGAGUGAAAGAUUGAUACAAAAACAUGGAUAGAACGAAAGAGACGAAAUAUAUGAGUGAGAAUAAUCGAGCGACUGUGAGAAAUGGAGACCGUAUGAGGCACACACAGACAGACGGUACGUCAUUACAUACACACCAGCUAAGAAACACUGCCAAUACGAUUGUAAUUAAGAGCUCUACGGUAAUUAAUCGAUUAUAUAAUUAUUCUUACUAUUAUUAAAAAAAGGUAUGAUUGUAUAAGUGUAUAACCGAAUAGAUCUCUAGCUGACGCGCGUGGGUGGACAAUGCAUCGUAAGAGAUAGCUGUUUCGAGAACAGCAUCGUUGUUGCAUUCACUCCGCGAGGCACGUGUUUUAAUGGAUUUACAAUUAAUUUUUCCGAGCUGCGCGUCGCGAAUGCGCGUGUUGUAAAUGUAAAUACUUAGUUGAAAUUAUCGUAAUGAAACGGUAUAUUACACUGUGCGAAUCCUGUACUCGCAAGUCACGCGGCUCGUCGUACUUGGCGAGUACUGGACAAUUAUUUAAAGAGAAAAGAAAACGGUAUAAUCUCUCUAUAUCCGCUGAUCUUCGGCUGAUCUUCGGCUAAUCUUCCCGCGAGGACGACAUCGAGGAUCGCUCCUUCCUUUUUGAGGGAAUCGAAAGAUCGACACCGGAAAAUGCAAAAGAAAAAACGCGUCACUGCCAAAAUUCACGCACUGCCAGCUCCGUCGUUCUUAACGACGCGCUUCUACUAACGUAGAAUCUCUCUCUGUCGCACGUUCGUUGCGUCGUGCUUCUAACAAACUCAUUCAUCGCGGUCCUUUUCUCUUAUAUAUACUUACACACCCACGGCCUAGUCGCUAGCCACUGUUCAUUUUCCAGAUUUAUAUCCUUCGGGCAUAUAUCAUCGUUUUUAAAAAAAAAAUUCACCAUAUAAUAAUUUAGUAGAUAGAGUAAUUUUGAAAAAUCUAAUUCAAACAAAAAAUUAUUUUUCUCAUCUAUAUAUUAUGUAUUCGUUAAUUCGUAUAUAUUUAGAAAGAUUAAUAAUUCAUAUCCUAAAUCUGCGCUUCGUUCUAAUUCGAUUCAUUCAUUUUUAUAAUUUUAGAAAAUUUAAUAUUCUUUGACAGAUUUCUUUUAAAUUUUCUCUUUAAGACCAGCGGUAAUCCCCGAGAGCUCACGUAUCGCAUAACUGCCAAAUUUUUUCGAGCACUGCCAGCGGGACAUAUAGAACAGGACAAGAGACAAAUAUACAUACGAGUUCUACUCGCAUUUUUAAACCGAUCCGAUUUUUUUCCGAGACAAUGCCAUAUGAGGUCUCGUGAGAAAUAAUCAUGCAUUUUAUGUGAUUGACAUUUUCGGGCUGAGACACGAUGAGAUAUAAAAAUAAGAUUUGAGAAGCAAAAUUAAAUAUAAUAGUAUUGAUGCAUCUUAAAACAUGAGAUACGAUGUAAAUGACAGAACAGGCCAAAGAAAUUUCUUAAAUCUCCGAAUAAUAUUUGAAGCAUUUAAAGGAUGCUUUGUAUCUCGAUGUACUUUAUCUACAUCAUAUCUAUGUGUUUGAGAAUUAAUUGCAUUCUUAUAUUUACAUCUUGCUUCUUGUAUCUUUGUCUUAUAUUUUCUCGUAUCUGAUUCAAUCAUGUUCAUCGCCUAUUUUUAUUCUUUCGUGGCGCGAUCAUUGUCCCGAUCGUUAUUUCUGUUCUCUCACCUUGUCAAUUUUUUGUUACAAGUUUUCUCUGCUCGUGUAAAACGAAUUGUCGCUAUCAGUCGAAAUUAAUAUCGAUCGAAUAAGGGACCAAUUUUUUACGCAAGUGGAAACUUGUCCGCCACUUUUUAGACAUGUGCUAUUUUCUAUCGAUAUAGAAAGAAUCUUUUUUUUUUCUUUAAAGACAUAUUUAAGAUUAUAAUUGAAAAAUACAAAUUAUAUCGAUCGUGCAUGUUUCAAAACUCUUUUUUAGUUUAUACGCGCGAGUUUUUAGAUGUAGUUUAUUAAAGAGAGAAAAAGAACUGAGCAGGGAGGUUCCAUUAGUUAUUAAGGUGCAUUUUUUUUUAAUUUUUUGGUAAUAUUCCUUAUAAGCGUAAAGGUGAGAUGACAGAAAGGAGCUUUCGGCUACUCGAUCGUGCUUGAUCUCACGAAAUGGAAGAAUCGCAACAAAUCGUAAAGAGAGAGAGAGAGAGACAUUUCCUUCCAAUUAUGAUUAAUUAUUUUUCGCAAUAUAUAAAAUUAACUUUGAGCGAAUCGGCAAUACAAAAGUCACAGAAAGGUACAAAAAACAUGGGAUUAAGUUUCACGAUUCAUUUUUCGACGAGCUUCGGUAGGAUCUUAUAUAACUUUAUUCGAGAGUUGCGAAUAAAUACGUUUGUAUAGGUCGCUUGCAUUGUAUAAUUAUACGAUUGGCGAAUCUAAUUCCGACAUUUUAAGUAUUGUAUGUUAUUGUAUUUUUCAUUUGUAAUUAAUCGUAAUUAAGAUUUAUACGCGUUGUUUCAUUGCCAAGAAAAACGAACCGACUGCAUUUAAUUGAAAGAUUUUUUUAAUGCUUCAACACACAUGGCGGUCUCGUUCGUCGCGAUUUUGGCGCGCUUGAAAGUCUGCAGCGAACAAAUUACUUUCUAUGUAAACAUGUGAAAAAUAUUCAAAGAAAAUAUAUGUGUGUGGCUCAGUCAUACACGCGUAAAUGUAACGUCUCGUGUAUUUAUCAUCAUUUCACAUCGGCCUGCUGAUAAUUCUAAAUUAUCGAUAUAGAUCCUUUUUAAAUAAUAAGAAUAAUAAUAAUAAUAAUGUGAAAAAGAGACGGAAGGCUGAAAACGAAAUAAGGGAGGGAAGUAAUAAAAGCAACAUAUAAACGAUUUGUAUACAUUUUUCUAGUGCACAAAGUCUGACUCGAAACGGAAAUCGUCUCGUUUCUAUGAUUUCUGGUUCUGUUUUUUAUAUGUAUGCUCGUGCGUUUUUUUAUAGAAUUAAAUCUUAAUCCACGCAAUGCACUAAAUAAUAUGGACGUACGUUUAGAAACGCUAUAAAGUGUUCGGUAAGAUAUAAUUAAGUUUGUAUUAGCGUUAUAUACAUAUAAAGGAGAAUGAAAGAAAAUAUAGCGAAGCGAAAUACGUGGACACCCAUUCCUUUUUUUUCUUAUCGCGAUUUUGAAAAGAACUUUACUGAACACACAUACAUGUAUACAUGCACACGCUAAAUAUAUGUACGCCGAUAGACUUACAUCUUUUUGACGGUGCGUGAGAGAACAUGAGAGAGAGAGAGAGAGAGAGAGAGAGAGAAAAAGAAAAAUCAUUAGCCGUAAUUAACAAAGAAGUGAUGAGAGCGCUAGAGAGGAAGAGAAAGAGAAAGAAUGAUGUGAAUAUAUAUGUGUAAGAAAGAAUGCAAGAGAGACAGGGAGAGAUACGGGCAACGUAUUUUUGCAAAAAUUAGAAGAAAACGCGCAGAGACGAUUGAAAUAUGAAAAAAAAUUCACCUGUGAGAUUCUCCUUAAUCCACUUGAUCGCAAUUUCACUCUACAUUUCACCAAUAUAAUCAGAUUAGCGUCAUAUACAGAAAGUAUCUUUUUCACAAAGAAGUAUAUCUCAUGUCUUUUUCUCCAAUAGAUUCACACGAAAACUUAUAAUAGGUAAUCAUACAAGUAUCUCGCCAAAAACGGCAAAAAUAAAAAUUGAAACGUUUCAACGACAUUGAUUGUAUCUCGUUUCACAUAAUAAAUUCAAAUUUCGUUUAUAUAUUUGUGGUAAGAGAUUUAAAAAAAAUACAAAAGACUUCGAUUACACAAAGAUAUUCGUAAAUGCAUUGCACAAUUAAUCAAUAAUACUCACAUAAGAGCGAGUGGAAGGUCUGCAUACAUUUUCGCGUGGAAUUUCGAAGCAUCAUAGGUCGAGAGAAAGAGAGAGAACGGAUUUCUACAAACAUACACAUAUGCAAAUUUGAGGAUCUCACACGGCGUUGAUGAACGAAAGAACGAAUAAGAUUUACACUUUACAAACGUGCGAAGGCUCGGUCUCGGAACGACUUGCCAGUUUCGUCGAUCCCGAACGUCGGCUUCGAGGAUGUAGUUUGUCGAUUGAAGUUACAAGGCUUGUAAAUGUAUAAACAGAAAAGAAUCAGUUAAAUGGAAACGGUCGCGUCGGAUAUUAUUUUGAGCGAACCCAGCGAAAAUAUAAUUUUCCACGGGUUUCUCUCUCCAGCCGAGUCUCCGAAUUGUCUCGGAAUUGUAAAUAAUUGAAUGUAACGCGACAUACAAAGACUCCCCGAGAUAUGUGCAUAAGUAUAGCUUAUUACAGAUAUAGUGUUUGCAUUUAUUAUAAAUUCUAUGUAAAAGCGUGACGCGAGAAAGAGAGGGAGUCGAGCGAUCGCGACGAGGGCCGCUUGUAAAAUUCUCUUCACGAAAUAUCGUGAUUUUGUUUAUAUUAUCAGUAUUAUCAAUGUCUUUCUACUCGUUAGUAAUUCCCAAAAAAUUUUCAUAAACUUUCGCCGCACAUUUUAAUUAUCAUUAUUCAAAGUGCAUCAAUUUUGUUUAAUUAUACAUAUUUAUGUUUCUUUUUUUUAUUUUCUUUUGAUAGCGUAUAACGAAAGCUACUAAAGAUAAUACCUAAUAUCUAAUAUGGGAUAAGCAUUCUCAUUGUGCUUAUUACGAUAUACCGAACUCUUUUUUUUAAUUAAUUAAUAUAAUUAAGGCCUCGCGAGAUCGCUUCGGUUAGAAAAGUGCUUGUACAUGUAUAAAAGUAGAAAAAUAUAUUGCAUAGUUUAAACUAAUAUGGUUUAUAGCGUGUAGGAAAAGGGAAAAAGUGUGUGUAUGAGAGAGUGAGAGAGAAAGAGAGAGAGAGAGAGAGAGAGAGAAACUCGACGAGUACGCGCGGGACGAAAAGCUGGUGAGUCGACUCUUGUCGAUCUAAUUUCCAAUUUCAAUUAUCUCGAGAGCCCUAUAGAUUCUUGAAGUCUUGAGAAGAGGGAUGCGAUUUUUUUCUCUCGCUACGUGGACGAAGCGACGAGAAUCGACCGUAAAAUAAUCGUGUGAAAUAUUCUCAUUGUCAGUCUGGAAUCUGCCCCCGGAAACGGAUCUCGUAUGAUUUCUCUCGCCGCCUCGUCGAAAUCGAUACACAGGCUUGAUAUGCUUUUCUCAUAUCGUGACAAGACUCGACAUCGCGUAGCGAAGAGAAAAACGUGAUAAUUAGCACGGUUGUUUCGCACUGCCAAAUAAUAAUAAAAGAAAAGACAACCACAAGCGUUCAUUGUGUGGAUCGACCGAUCGUUGAAAGCACCGCCGGUGUUCAUUAUAAUCCACAUAGUGGUUCUACGAGAAAAAGAAAGAAGAUAAAGCCGAGUAAUAGAGCUAAUAAUAAGAGAGAGAGAGAGAGAGAGAGCGCGGGAGCGGAAAUUUUUUUCGAAGCCCGAGUGAAAAUGAGAGGUGAACGAGAGAGGAAUAUCUGAGCGUCGAACAGUGCUUUGUCUUUUUGGAUACUUUCAUGUACACAAACACGAAUGACGGUUUAUAGCUCAAGAACAGAACAUUAAAGAGAUAGAUAUUGUAAGAAAA
Camponotus floridanus (Florida carpenter ant) is the source of this 10694-nucleotide messenger RNA. RefSeq names its product AF4/FMR2 family member 4 (gene jing). Gene Ontology annotation, cellular component: ESC/E(Z) complex. The transcript is spliced from 9 exons. Lineage: Eukaryota; Metazoa; Arthropoda; Insecta; Hymenoptera; Formicidae. Bases 231 to 3272 code for a protein of 1013 amino acids. Gene Ontology annotation, biological process: regulation of transcription by RNA polymerase II. The record is from RefSeq and is a predicted model, not a curated record.